Molecule: messenger RNA, 780 nt
Organism: Exophiala aquamarina CBS 119918
Lineage: Eukaryota; Fungi; Ascomycota; Eurotiomycetes; Chaetothyriales; Herpotrichiellaceae
Exons: 2
Coding region: 1-780 (259 amino acids)
Source: RefSeq, a predicted model, not a curated record
AUGGUCGCCAUUCCUUGCCACUUCUGGUGGCUGCUCGUUUCCCUCUUGCUCGGUUGCUUUGGAGAGGCAGCAUCGCUCAGGACACUCGAGCGUCGCGAGGAUCUCAAAGAUGUUCCUCCCGCGUCAGCUUCGGGUUGGACUGUCCCUUUAAGAGGUAGCAGUACAUGCGGGCCGACUGGAUUCUGCAGUGACAGUCUCACUCCACCACCUUCCAACAAGCCUCUUUCCUACCUUGCAUUGGCCGUUGGCAUCUAUGCCUUCACGUGUGAUGGCCAGGGUCCGAGUGAAGACCCUAUGUACCAAUCACAGUCGACCCAGCUAUACAAUGCAGCACCUCUGGUCCCAAAGAUUCCCGAUGAGGAGACAUUCCACUCGCUCGUUCCACAGCUCCACCAGUUCGACUACAUGGAGCUCAAGAACUCGACGCUGGAAUGUAUGGGCACGAUUGGGACUAUCAACGAUACUGCAAUAAUCACACUUUUCGAGAUAGCCACAUUUGAGGCUCAUGCGUACGAGACAGUGCUGCCUCCUGAGGAUGAGAUAUCCAAUGGACGCUGGGCUCAUUCACGAAGUCCUGGUAAAUCAUGGGAUAUUUAUCGUGUCGAGAUGGCUGGGGGCACACCACCUACCUGCGGAGAUGCGGCGGAAAUGGUGGAAGUUAGGUAUGCGGCAGAGUAUUGGUUCUAUCACUCAGAAGGGGAAGACUUAUGGACCGACAUUGACGACCAAAACUCGGAGGACGCACAGGGGGCCUCACGAAACACAAAGCUGAUGAUAUGA